This is a messenger RNA of Pistacia vera, 5091 nucleotides long. Its product is annotated as protein SCAR2. The transcript is spliced from 9 exons. Bases 217 to 4542 code for a protein of 1441 amino acids. Gene Ontology annotation, molecular function: Arp2/3 complex binding; protein kinase A regulatory subunit binding. Gene Ontology annotation, cellular component: cytoskeleton. Gene Ontology annotation, biological process: actin cytoskeleton organization; positive regulation of Arp2/3 complex-mediated actin nucleation. NCBI's taxonomy places the organism in Eukaryota, Viridiplantae, Streptophyta, Magnoliopsida, Sapindales, Anacardiaceae. The record is from RefSeq and is a predicted model, not a curated record.
UAUAUUCAUUUCUCCUUCCCAAACAUCAAGAAAAAAAAUAAAAUCAGAAACAAAAACAAAAAUCUUCCUCUCUCUGAACUCGCCUUUGUUGGAACUUGGAAAUGCAAGCGUAAAGCGUAGUACAUGUCAAGGCUGGAGAACAAACACGCUGAGAGAGACUUUUUUUUUAACCAUAUUAGGGUUUGUAGUGGCUGAAUCUCUUUUCGAAGUACAAGAAUGCCGUUGACGAGGUAUCAGAUAAGGAAUGAGUUCAGUUUGGCGGAUCCGGAGCUGUACAAAGCUGCGGAUAGAGAUGAUCCUGAAGCACUUCUUGAAGGAGUCGCUAUGGCUGGCCUGGUCGGUGUCUUGCGCCAGCUCGGCGACCUUGCCGAGUUUGCUGCUGAGAUAUUCCAUGACUUACACGAAGAGGUGAUGGUGACUGCUGCAAGAGGCCAUGGGCUGAUGGUUCGUGUUCAACAGCUUGAGGUUGAAUUUCCUUCUAUUGAGAAGGCUUUUCUUUCCCAAACUAAUCAUUCAUUAUUCUUUACUAGUACAGGAACUGAGUGGCAUCCUAAUCUGCGUAUGGAACAGAAUCUGAUAACUCAUGGCGACUUACCUCGUUGUGUAAUGGACUCUUAUGAAGAAGGCCGUGGUCCACCACGGUUGUUUCUUCUAGACAAAUUUGAUAUUGCGGGGGCUGGGGCAUGUUUGAAGCGUUAUACUGAUCCAUCAUUCUUUAAAGUUGAAGCAGCAGUGGAAGCCCCGAGGGAAAAGAAAAUUCGCAAAGUGAAGAGGAAAGUAUCACGCUGGAGGAAUGGAGGAACUCCAGAAAUAGUAUCAACAUCACAUGCCAAACUGCAUCAGUUGUUUCUGGAAGAGAAGGUUGAGAAGGGCUACAGUGAUCCUGCACGUCUUGUGAAAUUGAAACAGAGGCAAUUAAAUGCAUCUCCUUUAGACUUAAAAUCUGGGAAAAGUUACAUGGAGAAAUUUUUGGAGACUUCUGAACACAAUGUUGUUCGUGAAAUUUCUGUUACUCCACUGGCCUUGAAACUGACAUCAGAUAAUUCUAGUGAAUCAGGCCUUGAAAUACAUGAUAUAAGUACAGUGAGUCCUGUGAAAAAAUCAACUCAAAGAAAGGAAAGCACACAUGACUCACAGGAGGUAGUACGGAAUCCAUCUAUAGAUGAGUUGUAUGGGGAGAUCAUUGAUAGACAAAUUGUGAAGAUGCAUGAACCAAGUGCUGAUGAUGAGACAGAUGCAAUUCCUUCUGAUCCUCAUAAAGUGACGGUUGAAAAGGAAAUAGCAAUUGAUAGAGAAGGCAAAAUGGACAGCACUCACAGCAGUGUAGAUAGGGAGAAUUCUGAUGAUAUGACCAGUGAGGUUGACAAUUACUCGGAUGCUCUUACUACCAUGGAGUCAGAAAUGGAAACAGACAAUGAAUAUAGAGCUAAAUCUGGUAUGGGCUUCUCGAAUGUCAAAAAACGUGGGAUGGAUUCUGGUAGGAAUGAGGAACAGCUGGAGUCCCAAGCUCAUUUUUCAGAUUCUCAAUCAAUUGGAAACUUUUCUGCAUCAGAUGAUGGUAACAGUUCAUUUAAGAAAGGAAGAUCUAGCCUUUCUUACUCUGAUAGCAAUUUGGCUGAAAAUACGAUAUCUGAUGGUGAAGGGUCAGCUAAAGUGUUUCCUUCUUCUGAAGCUUUCGUGGUUGAAAUUACAGAGACUACAUCAUCUCACGAUCUCAUGUUAUCAAAUGAUCUGAACGUUGAUGAAGAUAAUGUCUGUGAUCUUGGAGACGCCGCUUCUAGUUCCUGUCUUGUGGAUUCAAAACCUUCCCUUCUGCAGUUUGAUUCUGCAGCAAGUUCACAGCAACACAAAUUAGAUGAAACACCCUCUGAAAGUAUUAAACCUGUUUCUGAAUCAUCAUAUGAUGAAGAAAGUGAGACAAAAUUUGUUGAUUCUUCAGCAGUUGUCUCUGAUAUGCCUUCACAGACAAAAGAUGGUGCUGCUUUUACACUUUGUGCUGAGAGCGGUCCUGUGGAUAAUUUGGAUGAUGGAGAUCCAAAUGUCUCUUCUGAUGCUGCGUUGAAUUUGUCAAACAAUUCAGAUCUGACUCAUGAAAAGAAAAGCAGCGAUGAUUCUGCAGAUGACGGUUGUGCUGAAAGGUUGGUCAAUACUAAGGUUGAUUCACAUGAGUUAGUUAAUUCUCCUAGGGAGGAACAGGUCGCUUUCUCAGCCAUGCAAGAAGCAGAAUUAUGUUCUGAUUCUGCAUCAUUGCCUGCCAGUUCGAAUUUUGUGAAGCCUGAUGAUUUAGUUUCUGAAGUUAAUGAUACUUUCCCAGAAAGUGGAGCCUACCCAGAAACUUCAACUUCUAUGGUUGAUGCUUCACAGACUUCUAGCUCCAAAGAGCAGCAAGUAUCAAAUACUGGGGAUAAUAUGCCCUUUAUUGAACUUGACUCAACAGAGAAGGCAGCUUUGUAUUCUGAGGAAUCAAAUCUUGAAGAUAUUUCUAGGACUGCUGACACUGAGAAAGUAGGUGUAUUGACAUUUGAGGUUCCUGCUGUCAAAGAAGAUGAGGUCCCUCUUGAACUCACAUCUAAGAGCACAGAUUCUUCCGUCCUUGAGGAUCAUGAUGGCUUAGAUGAUGUGGUAGCUGAAAGCGUUAAAGCAGAAAACCUGGUUGUGCUUACUGUUGCUGUUGAUGAUGUGCCUACUACCGCCAGUGCUGAUGAUAAUGUUGACAAUGUUGUUUCUCUGCCACAAGAUUCAAUUUGUUCUCCAUCUAGUAAUCUUGAAAAUCUGCAAGAAUCUCCUUUUGGUGGUAAGGAUCCAGGUCAGGAAGGAUUGGAACUUAAUGAGCCAAUUUCUCCAGCAUGUGUUGAAGGAUCAGAGGCAGAAAAGGAAAUGAGUCAACUGGAUGUUGAGCCUGAAAAUUUUGACUCCACAUCCUGCAAGUUGGCCUCUGAUGAUAAUUCUUAUUUGAAAGUGGUGAAAGUGGUUGAUGAUGAUUCAUCUUUAGCUGAUUGCACCCAAAAUAAAGUGCCUGAAGCUGAUGCCGUCAUUGCACCAGCAUCGUCAGCAGUAAGUGACCAAGAGCUGGAAUUUCUCCGUCAGAAUCAUCUUCUAGAAGAGGCGGAAUGUGUCACAACUUCACUUGCUGGUCACCUCUCAGAUCCUGAAAUUUGUUUGCACCAGUCUCCGGCUCUGCAAGCUGAUCAAUUUGAUGUGGAAUUGUCAAAAGCAGAAGAAGCAAGUUCUAGUUCAUCUCAACAUCAGUCUGAACUAAUACAGUCUUCAAAUCUCACUGAUCAUGGAAGACUCUCUAAUGAUGCUUCUGAAUCUUGUCAAGAAGAACUUCCAAGCGAGCUGUCACCUUCUGAUGAUUUAGCACAAUCAGCUGGCCAGGAAAUUAACAGUGUUGAACAAACAAUGGAUCCAUUAGGUUCUUUCCCUCCAAGCUUUGGCCUUCUCCAUGAGGCAAAUCAAGUCAAUAUGGAGGAGAUUCCACCUUUGCCACCUCUGCCACCAAUGCAGUGGAGGUUAGGGAAGAUUCAAGAUGCUCCACUAAUUUCACAGCAAGAACCCGUUGGUCAUAGUCACGAGUCAUUCCCAUCGAUUCUGCCAUUUAAAGACGAUGAGAAAGCUCAAUUUGGUUUUCCAGAUCAACAGAGAGGCACUGUGCAGUCUGGGAAUCCAUUUCUGCCCCUCACUGCUCUUGGAAUUGAGGAUUUACACGUGUCUGAACAAGAAGUGGGUGAUACAGGGCAGCCUACUACAUCAUUGCAAAUGCCAACUAAGAUUAACGACGCAAAUAAUAAAGAGAUCAGCGUUGUUUUAGAGGAAACUCAAUCCCUGAACCCAUUCUUAACAUCAUCACUAUUACCUAAUGAGGAGCCUGAAGAUGGUUUCCUUGCUUCAGGGGGUGAAGUAGUUCAAUCAAGUUCAAACCCAUUCUUAUCAGAACCAGCUGAUAGACACACUGCUUCUGAUAAUGAACCUGUAUUUUCUCAGGGGAAACUAAUCUACCCUCAGAAUCAGCCAAUACCAGAAACAGGUUUAGAGAAUAACUCGCAUCAAUCCACAUCACAAAACUCAGAAGGUGGACAUGAUAAUACUUCUAAUACGUUAGUGCUGCCACCUAGAAAGGUUGAAGAGCAGCCUCAGCAUAGUUUGCCUACUUCAGAGGGAGAAUCAGCUUGGUCAUCCAAUCCAUUUGUUUUCUUACCAACCUCCGAAGUUGGAAAUGCAAACGGAAGUUCAGUAGUUAAGCUUCCCCGUCCUCGGAAUCCUUUAAUUGAUGAUGUUGCUGCUCUUGACAAAAGCAAGUUGAGAAAGGUUACUGAGCGGGUUCGGCCGCAAAAUGGACCAAAGUUAGAUGAAAGAGACUCCCUCUUACAACAAAUACGAACCAAGUCCUUCAAUUUGAAGCCUGCAGUGUCGUCAAGACCCAGCAUUCAGUUUCCUAAGACUAACUUGAAGGUUGCUGCCAUCUUGGAGAAAGCAAAUGCAAUUCGCCAGGCCACGGCUGGAAGUGAUGAAGAUGAUGAAGAUAAUUGGAGUGAUUCUUGAAAGAUUCUCCCUGACAAAGCGCUUCACUAUAAUGGUUACAUCCCGAGAAUAGUUGAGAACAUUUUGCUCUCCCUCAUAUAGUAAAUAGGAAUUCCUGUGACCUGGUGAAAAUUCUUUUCUUCUCAACCCUAAAUUCAUGUAUUAUGAUCCCCCUUCCCUCCCCAAUCUUUCACACACAUGUUGAUGUAUAUGUUGUUACAUGGCUCUGUUAUAUCUACAAAAGUCCGGUGUGAAAUGUCAGGUGCGUUACAAGAAUGACCUUCCGGCACUCAGCGUGCAAGCGCUGUACCAAUCAUUUUUCUUUUACGUUGUUACUUAAGAUCUUAGGUGGUGUAAAUUGUGUUGGGUGGUAUAAAUUUUGAUUAGCAGUGUAUUUUGCAAUUUUUUUUAUUCUUGUAUGCAUUGUUCUUUCUAUGCAUAUAUAUUAUUUCUAGCCUUUUUAUGCAGUUUCUGGCUCUUAUGAGUGGCUGCUUCUUUGUAUGUAAUACAAUUGUAAUAGUAUGUAUGGUGUCCUUCAGAAAUACAAAAUUGUUACCACGCUUGAUUCUA